Messenger RNA from Rubroshorea leprosula, 2027 nucleotides. Lineage: Eukaryota; Viridiplantae; Streptophyta; Magnoliopsida; Malvales; Dipterocarpaceae. The record is from the annotation of a GenBank genome assembly.
ACCCACAGUUUUACAUCCCAACCUCACCCGAACCUGGCUCUUCACUAAAUUGUUCUAUUUAUACACUUCUUCACUCCCUCUUUGAACUCGCCUGAGGGCUUGAAAUCAUCCUCUUCAAUUCAAGCAGAGAUUAUCAUCCCUCUUUCUCAGGCUGGAGAUGGCGGUUGGAAGGGGCGAAGCUCUUUACAUUCGAAUAGCUGAAGAGCUCAAAGCUCCUGUUUCAUUAGAUUCGUUAAGGUGUAGUAUUUUCAGAGUGCCUAAUCAUUUACGGAAGAUAAAUGAAAUGGCCUAUGAACCUCAAGUGAUUUCCAUUGGCCCUUACCACCGUGGUAAAGAUCACUUGAAGGCAAUGGAAGUGCACAAAAAGCGUUAUCUAAACAUGCUCAUUGAACGAAAUAAAGACAAGACUCUGAAGGAAUAUGUGGAGGCCUUGGAAGGUCUUAAAGAAGGAGCUCUCAAAUAUUAUUCGGAAUCCCCGAAUCAGAAGGAUGGAGAAGAUAAAUUUGUAGAGAUGAUGCUCUUUGAUGGAUGCUUUGUCGUUGAACUUAUCCGUAAGAGUGCCUCGGGGGAAUUCAGAAAAAAAAACGACCAUCUUCUUACACAUUUUAUUUUGAGAACAGUAAUGCGGGAUCUGUUGCUAAUUGAAAAUCAACUUCCUUUCUUUAUACUCAGAAGUUGUUUGACAUGACUAAGAUGUCAAAUGAAGCAGAUCAGAACUUCAUGCAUAUGGCUAUUGAUUGCUUCUCCAGAAUAAUGCCAGGACGUUGUAGUAAAAAAAUUGAGAAUCACCAACGCAUCAAGCAUAUGCAUCUACUGGGCUUACUACAUGGUAGCUGCGUUUCACCACCGAAGGGAGUAAAUCCUCCCCCAACUGAGGCAACCUGUUCACCUAGGUCAGCAAGUUCUUCAACAACCAAGCCAUCAGGGAUUGCAAGGAUUGCCUCUGACUCACAUCUUAUGAAUGCUAAUCCCAACGGUUUAGAGUCAGCAAGUUCUGCGAAACUCAAGUCUAAAUGGGUGCCCUUGAGGCGUGCAAAGUCGUUUGUAAGAUAUUCUCUACCCGAGAAAUCAGACGAAGAAAAGUCUCUGCUCCCUUUAGAGACAGAAGCAGGAUCCGGAGAGUCUUCAAAAGGGGCUAUUGAAGAUAAUCAUCAUCUUCAGUGUUCAAUUUUACGCAAGGUAAAGCCAAAAGGUCAUGAAGAAAAAAAUUACGAUUGGCAAACGAUGGGUUCUGCAUCAGAGCUUCACGAGGCAGGGAUCACGUUUAAAAAGAUCGAGGAUAGAUUAUUCGAUAUAACUUUUGAAAGGGGGGUAAUGUCAAUUCCAACCUUAAAAAUUGUUGAUGAUACAGAAUCUAUCCUUCGAAAUUUAGUUGCUUAUGAACAGUGCUACAAGGACAUAUAUACAAGACACUUCACAGACUAUGUUAGAUUCAUGGAUUGCCUCAUCAACACAGGGAAGGAUGUUGAAUUACUCCGUCGCCAUGAAGUCAUUGAAAAUAGGUUAGGUGAUAAUGAAGUGAUUGCUGGCAUAUUUAACAGAAUCUGUGAUGCUGUUUUGAUUGCCGAAGAUGACUGCUUCUACUCAGAAAUGUUCAACAAAGUGAACAAACAUUGCAGAAAAAGGACACACCGGUGGAUGGCAAACUUUAGGCACAAUUACGUUAACACUCCGUGGGGGUUAAUUUCCAUCAUUGCUGCGGUUAUCUUGCUUCUACUUACGGUGCAGCAAAGUGUAUAUUCAAUUCUCGAUUACCAUUUUCCUCAUUAAGUAUGGUAAAGCUCCUCUCUAGCUAAUGAAGGCAGGAAUGUGGUGGUAGGGUAUCAAGAGUGAAAGUCGUGUUCCAUUUAAACCAUAUGUUACGUUUGCUGUUAUGGGCUUUGGCAAUAAGUGAACUUAGAAGUUCACACAAUUAUUUACCUGUUUGAGUACUUCUAGAUCAAUUAUUUACCUGUUUGAGUACUUGUAGAUGGUGAUAUCAGGUUAUGUGGGUGUGUUAAGGGUUUGAAAAAAGGAGAGCUAUCUCC